Messenger RNA from Colias croceus (clouded yellow), 3017 nucleotides. RefSeq names its product T-complex protein 11-like protein 1. Gene Ontology annotation, biological process: signal transduction. The record is from RefSeq and is a predicted model, not a curated record. The transcript has 9 exons. The coding region runs from base 311 to 1783 and encodes 490 amino acids. NCBI's taxonomy places the organism in Eukaryota, Metazoa, Arthropoda, Insecta, Lepidoptera, Pieridae.
GACAGAUGCAUAAAAUUGACAAGUAAACGAAAACAACAAGAAAAAGUAGAAAAAUCGUAAAUAAAAAUACAAAUAAAGCCUUGAAAUACUUUUUAUUGUAUCUACAACGAUAGUUUAGUGAUUUAAAAUAUUUUUAACACAAUACCAAUUGUGUAUUAGGUUAUGUAUUCUUAUGACUCAAGGUGAUUAAGUUGCAAGAUGAUAUGAGAUUUUGAAGUCGUGAGUUCAUGUAGCGUGCCUUAUAUGGGUUGAAAGGGUUUAUAUUUUGUUCCUGGUUCAACUUUCGUUCAGUUAAGACAAAGAUUCCAAGAUGAGCGAUCAAGAGAAAUCAAGUGGUUCGAGUUCCCAAGACGGAGAGAAAAAUGACCAAAAUAUGCGAAUUCCUUCACGGUCUAUACCCACUGGACCAAGCUACUUUGCGAGUGAACCUCUCCAAUUUCGAGUCCGAGGCUCCACAAUAACUGGUGCUUCUCCUCCUAAGUUCGUCACUUUGGAAGACAUUAUGAAAGCUGCCCACGGCAUGCAAAACAUGGCACUCGCUCAUGAGAUAGCUGUGGACCAAGAUUUCAAGCUGGAACCUUUUGAACCUCCGGAUAAUAGCUAUCAGAAGUUGGUGAAGGAAACAAUGCACAGGGCAUAUUUUGAUGUACUCCGAGAGCAGCUUAACGCAGAUCCACCACAAUACAAACAAGCUCUUAUACUACUUGAAGAUGUUAAACAGGGUCUGUUUGCAAUACUAUUGCCAAGACACACGCGCAUCAAGGAGAUGAUUGAAGAGGUGCUAGACGGUGACUUCAUCAAGCAACAAGCGGAGAACAACAGUCUGGACUUCCAAAAGUAUGCGACUUUCGUGAUAGAUCUGAUGGCCAAACUCGCGGCUCCAGCGAGGGACGAGAUGAUACAGAAUAUCACACAGCUGACUGAUACAGUUGAUAUCUUCCGAGCAAUAUUAGAAACUUUAGAAGUACUGAAGCUAGACCUAGCCAACACACUUAUAGCGAUGAUUCGACCUCAUGUACAAAAGGAGAGUGUACAAUAUGAGAGGAAUAAGUUUGACGAAAUGCUUAAAGUUUCGGAGGAUGGUCUACAGCACACGAAAGAAUGGAUACAACGGCACAUUGAUAAAACGGGGCUGAGCUUACCCGUCAGUGAUCAGAACAUCAUCAGAAAUGUUACAGCACAAACCUUGGCUAAGGCGUAUUUGGAACUACUCGAGUGGGACGAGUCUAAGGAUUAUCCUGAGACCCUCUCGCUGGACAAGCCACGUUUCGUAGAACUGGGCUUGCAAGUAUACCGCCUGAUUUGCGUCGCCUCACUGCUAUUGGUCAGCCCGUCGUGCGGCAACGAUCCCAACGCGCAAUACAAACAACAGCUCAAAGACAAGAUAGAUAUCAUCAUGGAUAAUGCGUCUAAUGAUGUCGAGCUAAAAGCAGUAUUGCCAUCUGUAGCGGAAGAAGUUAUACUAAUGACGGAGCAACUAUUGGACACUAUGGGCCAAGAUCCUCUCACGUCAGAGACUAAAGAGUUGAUUCGCACUCAAAUCAUAUCUUUGGGAGAUCCAGAGCAUAGAGUUAGGCAGAUUGUUCGUCAACGGGUUCUAGAGUUCCUAAAAGUCAUUCUAGUGUGUGCGGGUGGGUCUAGACAGAUUCCAGUCGGCCUCUCUGCUUUCACUAAAGAACUAACUAAUGUCUCAGGGACUUUGCUACGAUACGUAAUGCACAAUAAAGCUGUGUUCACCAAUCAUUAUUUGGAAAUUAUCGCUGCAGAACUAUGUAAGAAUUAAGCAAAUAUGCCUCCGUUGAGAAGGCCCUUUUUAUUAACUAGCAAUAUAUAUUUACUGUAUUAAUGAAAUGUUUGGUUACUAUGGUAACCACUAACAAUUAAACAUGUUUUUACUUUUUAGUAAAGAAUCUAAUAGACUUUGAAUUUCUACAUGCAAUGUAUGCGCUCCAAUCGAUUCAUGUAUCUUAAAGCAAUAUUUACAAUCAUAGCAUUUAAUUUAUAGCUAGCAAUGUAAUAUGUGAUUCAAAAGUGAAAUUAUAAUAUUGAAAUAAAUAGAGAAGUCAGAAAUUUAGGAAACGACACGCAAAAUAUUACGACAAAUUUUAGCAAAAAGAAUAAUUUUUAUAGCCCUGAAAUUUUUUAUACAUUUUUUACAUAUCUAAUAGAAAUAUAAGAUAUUAAUGUUAAUCAAAUAGACCAUAGCCGCCUAGAAAAUAUCUACUUAUACUAGAACAUGUUAAUUCUAGAAUCUGUUCAUGAACAUUUAAUUUCAUUAUAGAGACAAUACCUAAAGAAAUAAUUAAAAAACACACACAAACACGAAUGAAUGUAAUUUUACUGUGUGAUUUUCAUAAUGAAAAAUCUUUUUUACAUAAGUCCUACUUUAACUUUUUUUAAAGUUGUAUGAAGACUAUUAUCAACAGUGAAUCAAAAGCCACCGUUUACGCAUUCCAUACACAUUGUUAUUGGCUUGAGACCACGACACAAUAGAUUUUCUAUUGUGUCUGUGAUUCCGGGGGCUGAGGGAUUAAAUAUUGGGAACAUUUAUUAAUUUCACCGAUGUUGGUGAAUAUUUCUUUUUUUAUAUAAAAUACCUAUCUACAUUUGGUAUUCAUUCUGGAUUUCAGAACAUAAUAAGUUAUUUUUGUCCGCAUUUAUUAGGGACUGCAUGUCUCAUUAUUAUUUUCUAAUGAUCUAAUGAACUAAAUCGAUACUUCUAUGAGUUAACUGUUUUUACAUUAUAUAAAUUAUUUAUCCAAUAUUCAUAUUAAGCUUAACAUAAUAAAUUAAAGCUAUUUACAAGUUUGUUUAUUACAAUAGCCGAAAUAAUAAUGAUCAUAACUGGAGGCACAAUGUUUAUACUCUUUUUUUAUAAUCAAAAUUACGUAAAGUAUUUUUAUCCAUUUAUUUUUAACAAAACCUUGCAAUCGUUGGGAACAAGGAUCAAAUGUAUUAUUUUAGCUAAAAUAUAACACUGAUAAAUGAAAUGCACUAAUAAAAUAUCGCUAUCACAA